AUGGAUAGCGUGCAUCUGGCAGAGCGGCUGUGGUGGUUGAAUGAGUACGAGAGGCUGCGAGUUGGUGCGCGGAUCCCAGGAAAAGUGCCUAUGGGUGGGGAGCGUGCCUCUGAAAGAGUGGCUACGGGUGUGGAGCAUGCCUCUGGAAUAAUGGCUGCGGGUGGUAAGCUUUCCUCUGGAAGUGUGACUGCAGGUGGAGCGCAUGCCUCCUCCAAAGCGAACGCGGUCAUGGCUGCGGGUGGGGAGCGUGCCUCUGGAAGAGUGGCUGCGGGUCGGGAGAGUGCCUCUGAAAAAGUGGCUGCGGGUUGGGACUGUACUUCCGGAAGAGUGGCUGCGUGUGUGGACUGUACCUCUGGAAGAGUGGCUGCGGGUGGGGAGAGUGCCUCUGGAGGAGUGGCUGCGGGUGGGGAGCCUGCCUCUGGGGUAGUGGCUGCGGUUGGGGAGUGUACGUCUGGAGGAGUGGCUGCGGGUAGGGAGUGUUCGUCUGGAAGAGUGGCUGCGGCUGGAGAGUGUGCCUCUGGAAGAGCGUCUGUGGGUGGGGAGUGUACCUCAGAGAGAAUGGCUGCGGGUGGGGAGGGUGUAUCUGGAAGAGAGGCUGCGGGUGUAGAGCGUGCCUAUUGA
This is a messenger RNA of Mya arenaria, 621 nucleotides long. RefSeq lists its product as uncharacterized. NCBI's taxonomy places the organism in Eukaryota, Metazoa, Mollusca, Bivalvia, Myida, Myidae. The record is from RefSeq and is a predicted model, not a curated record. The coding region runs from base 1 to 621 and encodes 206 amino acids. The transcript is spliced from 2 exons.